Messenger RNA from Pipistrellus nathusii (Nathusius's pipistrelle), 975 nucleotides. The record is from the annotation of a GenBank genome assembly. NCBI's taxonomy places the organism in Eukaryota, Metazoa, Chordata, Mammalia, Chiroptera, Vespertilionidae.
AUGGAUAUGACUGUCACAGCCUGGGAGAUGGAGCUCACACCAACCGAUGAAAGUGAUCAACAGUUUACAGAGAACAUAGUCCUGGGUAUACUGACAGUCAUCUUGGCACUAGUGGGGCUGGCAGGGAAUGCAGUGGUGCUCUGGCUCCUGGGCUUCCGUAUGCGCAGAAAUGCCUUCUCUGUCUACAUCCUUAACCUGGCAGGGGCUGACUUCCUCUUCCUCUGCUGCCAUAUGAUAUUUUUCUUAGAUUCAAUUUUCAACUUAUAUUUUGUCAGUGAAGUAAUUAGCAGAUUUCUCUCGAUUGUGAUAAUGGUUGCCUACAUAUCAGGCCUGAGUUUUCUCAGUGCCAUCAGCACAGAGCGCUGCCUGUCUGUCUUGUGGCCCAUCUGGUACCGCUGCCACCGCCCCAGAAAACUAUCUACCAUCAUGUGUGCCCUGCUCUGGGCCCUGUCCCUGCUGCUGAGCAUGUUGGAAGGGUACUACUGUCGCUUCCUGGAUUGGGGAGUGUAUCAUGCUUGGUGUCAAGUGUUUUAUUUCAUCACUGUGGCAUGGCUGAUUUUGUUAUUUGUCCUUCUCUCUGGGUCCAGCCUGGCUCUGAUGACCAGACUGUUGUGUGGCUCCCACCGCGUGUCAUCCACCAGGCUCUACAUGACUGUGGUGCUCACGGUACUGGUCUUCUUGCUCUGUGGCCUGCCAAUUGGCAUCGAAUGGUUCCUUCAACUCUGGUUUACAGAUGAAUAUCCUGCCGUCGUUCAUCUUCACAUGAUUUUACUACUUCUGUCCUGUGUCAACAGCUGUGCCAACCCUAUAAUUUAUUUCUUCGUUGGCUCCUUCAGGCAGCAAUGGUGGAAGCAGAGACACACCCUGAGGCUGGUUCUCCAGAGGGCUCUGCAGGACACUCCUGAAGUGGGUGAACCUAGAGAAAGCCUUCCUGGGGAAGCCCUGGAAAUGUCGGGAAGCAGUCUGGGGCAGUGA